ACACACAUUCAUUCCGGUGUGAAAAAUAAAAAUGGCUGUAAAUAUCUCGAUAUCCGAGGGUUCGCGGCGAAAAGUGACAGUUUGACGGUGUUUUUCGGAAAAUUCUACCCCAAAAGUUGGUGCCGUACGUGCCGGAAGGGCGGCCGGACAUCCGGCGCGUGAAAUUGGCCGGUUUCGGGCCCGCCGGAAGUGGUUUUGACGGCAGAUUCGCGGAAGAACCUUUUUUUUUGACAGACGAUUCGUGUGGCGGUGUGUGUGCGAGUUGUGUGUUCAGUGAGCGUUUUUCGAGAGGGGACAAUUUUGACAGUGAAUGGAGUAUUUUUUUAUUGAAUAAAAAUUUUGAACGAAUUUUCGUGAAAAGAGAAUUAUCGAGUGCCGGCAGAGGAGCGGGCAAGUGUGAGGAGGUGAAAACAUCUGCGCGAUCGUAAAUAAGUGAUGGAAGGCAAAGGAGAAAUAUCAAAUAAGUCCAUUAUCUUCUUCAAUACCUGAGGAGAGUGUUCACGACGACGACGACGACGAAGGCAAGGCAUGUUCACACAGCCAAACCAAAGCCAGCAGCAGUGUGCUAAAGAAUAAUUCAAAUAAUCGAUAUCGUUUGGGAGAAGCUACAUGUCGUCGUGAGAAGGCAGAAAUCGGAAAUAUCUGGUUUUGCUGGAAGAGCAGCUCGUCGGAGCGCAAUCAGAGUCUGCUGUAUCUGUGAGUGUGUCCACAAGUGAACCCAGCUGAAAAGUGGCAAGAAAAAAGCAGGAAGAACGAGUGAAUCAACACAAGAAGAAGUCGCUGGAAUAACCGUGGCGUGGUGUGUCGAAGGAAGCAAUGAUCCCAGAGUGAUGUAAGGAGACACACGUCGAAAAAAGAAAAAAGAAAAAAGGAAAAUCACGUGCAAAACGCUAGAAGGAAAAAAUAAAGGUCUGCGAAGAAAGUGUCGUCGUUCAUAACGAGGGCGAAGCGCGCAAAAUCUGGUUUUCUCUCACCCCCCGGGAGAAGACCGUCGACACCGUAGACCCGUUCCGUCCCCCCGUAAGCCGUCAAAAUAGGGAAGAUGGACAAGGACGGGGACAAGAAGGGGGGCGACAAGAAAGGUGGGCAGUCCGGAGCCGGCUUGGGAGGCGCAGCCGGUGGUCCGGAUCCUGCCUCACUCCUGGACGCCGCGUCGCUGUUUGCUUACUGGGGUCGCGAUCCCUCGGCGAUGGCCGCGGCUGCCUCAAAUUCGGCCCUGUUUGGGUCCCAGUUUGGGAUGCCCGGGGGCCUCGGUGGUCUAAUGCCAAAUGCGGCUGCGGCCGCCGCAGCAGCAGCAGCAGCCACCGGCGCUAGCGGCUCGGACCGGUUCCAGAUGGGUCAGCACCCGAACACGAUGGCGGUGGCCGCGUCGCAGGCCGCUUCGCUGGCCGGGUUGCACAACAGUUGGUGGUCAAUGGCCCAGCUCGCGGCCCAGGACUACUUUGCCCGGCUGCAGGCGUCGGGGAUGGCCGGCCAGAUGCCGUUUCCGCACGGGGCCGACCUGGCCAGUGCCUUCCCCGGGGGUCUAGGUGGCCUCGGUGCGAUGGGCGGUGCCGGAGCGGGUGGUGGCGCCGGAAGUGGUGGCGCAGGAGGUGCUGGCGGUGGUGGUGGUGGCGGUUCCAACGGAAAGGGCGGAGGAGGUGGAAAGGGCAAAAAGCGAGACCGGAGCAGUAACAGCAACAGCAGCAACGCCAGCAGUACGGGAGGAGCCGGUGGAGGUGGUGGUGCCGGAGGGGCCAACUCGGUGGGUGGCUAUAAGAACUCAUCCUCCCCAUCGGUAUCGCAAGCCGCGGCAGCGGCCGCCUACAAGCAAUCCCUCUACAGCCAAGCCACUCUGCACAAAGAACUGAUGGCCAUUACGGCGGCGGCAGCCGCUGCCCAGCAAAGCCCUUCCGGCAACAGUGGAGGAGGUGGUGGCGGCGGCGGAGGUGGAGGCGGUUCAUCCAAGUCAAAGUCCUCUUCCGGAGGAAGCAAUCGCGGCAGCUCGGGAGGCAGCUCCAACGACAUCCUCUCGAUGACGCGCGGCUCUUCGGCGUCGCCGUCGGUCAACUCGUCCAAAUCGCAAGGCCCCUCGCCGAGUGUCACAAUCAGUGCCAGCAACAUGUCGGGUGGGAAUCACCUGCAGGGGAUGGGCGGCGGCGGUGGGGGUAGGUCCGGGAAGGACGGGAAGGGUGCUGGUCAGAACAUGGCGGCGGAUUUGGGGCUGAGCGCGUCGAUGAACGCGCUGAACACGCUGUCGCAGUUCGGGAACUUGGAUCUGAGCUCGCCGCAGAACGUGACGGCCACGAUGAACGCGCUGGCCGCGAGUUCGGCCAAGGCCAAGGACUACAUGUCGUCGGGGAUAUUGAAUGAUCCGUCUUCGUUGCUUGGAGUCCGGCUGCCGCCGGAUACGGAGAUCAUCAAGUACACCAGCUCGAUCGUGGGCGGAGGUCCCAAAGGUUCGAACAACAGCAACAACAGUGGAAAUAGUGGAGGUGGUGGAAGUAGUCGUAACCGGAACAAGAACAAGACCGCUCCAAUUGAGGAAAGUUCGCUGUUUGCUCAGCUGCAUGGAAUGAGUACGGCCAAGCGGGCACGAAUGGAUCCGAAUGACUAUAGUGGCGGACAGGGGACGACUGGAACUAGUGGUGGAACGUUGACUUCGGGUGGUGGAAGUGGUGGUAACAACGACCGGAUCGAGGUGAUCAAGCUACCUCCGACGAUCACGUCGAACGGGGUGUACAACACGGGAAAAGGAAAAGACUCGAUGGCCGACCAGAUCAACGACUGGGCCGGACUGAAUCUCAGCGGAAAAGGUUCGUCGGCGAUGGCGAAUUCGCUGGCCGCGGCGGCAGCUGCCGUGGCCGCCGAGGCCCAGGACGACGCACCGCUCAACCUGUCCAUGAAGUCAUCCAAGUCGGAUAGCCGCGCCUCGCCGGCACCUUCCCCGGCCGGUUCGGGCUCCACGCCCAGUGCCAACAGCUUGCAGAGCUUGAGCACGAUCACGGCCGCGCUCGGAGGUUCCGGUGGCAACGAUACGCCACGAUCUCGUCGCAAGUCCAACAAUAAGAACCGCUCGUCUGCGGCGGCCGCGGCCGCAAUGGCCGACGCCGCGUCUUCGCUGGCGGCCGCUGCUGGCAGUGCUUCCGGGGCCAACAACAACAGCAGUAUCAGUUCGCUCCUGAUGGCUGCCGGCAGUGGCAGCGGUGCCAACGCCGGCAACGGAACUCAACCGGCCGGCGGAAGUUCUGCCUCCGGAGGGGCGGCUGCGACGACCGCCGGUGGUAACGGAAGCGGUGCCAACAAUCAUCUCGCCGCCCAGCUGGGCCUGAACAGCUCGCUGUCCGAGCUGUUGAAGAUCUCCAACUAUGAGGAGUACGAUUACGCGGGCCUCUCCGGAUCCCAAUUCAAGGAGGGUCGACCGCGCAACCUCGGCCGUGGCGUGUCCAAACCCAAGAAGAACACCGUGGCGUCCCUGUUGGCGCAGAGCCGGGCCGUCGGCUCGAAACCGCUGACGGCGCAGCAACUGCUCACGCAGGAAGCUGAAAUUGAAAAACUCCGCCAGGCAAUGAUCGAAGCUAGUCAAUCGAUGGAGAGUACGUCCAACACCAACACCGAUACCGAGAGCGUCGCCGAGUCCGGCAUGUCCGAGUCCGAGGGCGAGGAGCAGAUCAACGUGAAGGAGCUGCGCGUCCCGCUCGAGAAGGGCUGGCGCCGCGAAACCGUCAUCCGCGGGCUCACCAAGAACGGCCAGAUCAAGGGCGACGUGUUUUACUAUCCGCCGCAGAGCCUCAACAAGAUGAAGGGCAUGAACCAGGUGCAGCUGUACCUGGACCAGUUCAAGCCCAAGGACCUCACCCGGGACAACUUUAGCUUCUCCGCGAAAGCGAUCGUCGGGACGUUCCUGCAGCCGGCGCCCCCACCGUACGCCACCGACGGCGAGUACAUCAAGAUGACCGACGUGGAGGUGGCGCGCCGCCUCGAGGAGCUCAAGAUGUUCACGCGCCACACGGCGCUCGGCGUGGAGCAGCGCAUCGAGAUCGCCAAGCAGCAGCAGGCGCUGCGCGACGCCAAGAAGAUGGCCAAGGACGAGAUCAGCAAGAACAAAGAGAAGGCUCGUCAGGCAAAGGAAAUUGAGCGCAACGAACGGCUCGAACAGCAGCGCAAGGAACGGGAACUGAAGAAUCAGCAAGCGAUGGAGGCUAAACGAAAGCGAGAGGAAGAGCUCGCCCGCCAAAAAGCCGAAGAAGCUGCCCGGAAGCAACAGGAGAAAGAGCUAAAACGACAGCAAGCACUGUUACAGAAAGAACAGGAACUCGCCAAACAGAAAGAGCUGAUGUACGCCGUUGAAAUGGAGCGAGAACGACGACGCCAGCACAUGACGCUGAUCAAGCAGCUCGAACUUCGCCGCAAGUUUGAGGAGAAGGAAAAGAAGAAGCAUCAGGUCAUCCUGGACAAGCUGAUCCAGCGCGAGAGGAAGCUGACGAUGCGCAAGCGGGACACCAGCAUUCUUCAGGAACUGAGAAAACCCCAAGAGGACACGGAAAUCGGCGACCAACCGGUGCUGCCGAACCUGCCGCGAAUCCCAGGACUCAAACUGACCGGCACCGGCUUCGCUGACCUGCUGAUGGUGUUUGAGUUCUUGCACAACUUUGGCGAGACGCUCGGCUUUAGCGAGUCCACAGACAUGGAAGCCCUUCCAACGCUGCAGUCGCUCCACUCAGCUCUCACCUGCGAAAACGCAAUCGAAGCCGAGGAAGAGCUGCUUUCCGUGAUGACGCACCUGCUCGUGUGUGCCAUCGAAGAUCCGGGCAUUCCGAACCCGGGUCGGCACACGACGCUGCUCGGCCAAACCCUGCGCCAGGCGGACAUUACCCACUCGAACGUGUCGGAGAUCCUGCGGAUAUACCUGUACGCGGUAGCUCACGGCGAGGUCAAGCAGCAGAGUGGAAUCAGCUUGGAGCGCGAGCGCGAGCGGCAUCACCUGCCCACCGAGGAGGACAUCAAGACGGCCAGCGACAAGAACAGGCAGUUUUACGAGCUGCUGUCGGAGAACCUGCGGUACAAGCUGUCGGAGCUGCUCAAAGACAAACCGUUUGUGGCGCUGAACCCGACGACGAAGGUGCAGAUCCUGGCCAUGUUGUGCAACGAUUUGCUGCUGAACAAGGCGGUUUGCAAGCAGAUCGAGGGAAGUCUGGAGACGCAGGCUCAGCUGAAGAAGGAGCGCUACCUGCUGGACAACAAGAUCAGGAAGUACAAGAUGUUGGUUGCGAGGAAGCAACGGCUGGAGCAGUACGAGAAGGCUCAAGCUGCUGCGCUGGAAAAGUCCCUGCAGAUGAAGGCUGCCGAGGAGGCGAAGCGGGCAGAGGAAGCGGCAGCGGCUGCAGCCGCGGCGGAAGGAAUCGUCAUCGCUCCACCGACUGGAGAGGACAAUCAGGCGUCUCAGACGCAACCGCAGCAAACAGGGGAGGAAAAGACUGAAGGAGGCGAGGGUGAAGUUCUGGACGCAACGGCACCACCGACGACCGAUUCUGCGCCAGUUCCGGCCGAGGUCGAGCAGAACCACAAAGACGAAACGGUGCUGAAUCCUAGCCAAGAAUCUCUUCCACCGCUCAACAACGGCACAAUCACCCCGAUGGAGGACAGUCCCAUCAAAGCCCCACCAACGCCACACCAACUCGAGGAGUCAAAGUCCAAGGAGUUGAGCUUCUCCGAGAUGGGUGACAUGUCCCAGCAGCACGCACCCGGUGGCGACGUUGACCAUUCGUUCUCCAAGUCGAUGACGAUGCACCACGAGCAUGCGCCGAGUGAGCGUAACGACGACGACAACAGCGACCUGGAGAGCGAGGGAACGCAACUGGAGGAGGACGAGGACGCGCAUCUGACGGCCGAGGAGGCCCAGCGGAAGUACGACAAGAUCCUGGAGACGUCGUUCCAGAACAAGAGUCAGCUGGAGUACGCGUUGAACCAACUCCGGGUCAAGUGCUUCGGCCAGGAUCGCUACUGGCGCCGGUACUGGUGUCUGCCCAAGUGUGGCGGCGUUUACGUCGAGGCGAUGGAGUCGGCCCAACCGGAUGUGUGCAAAUACGAGUGUGCCCUCGAGGAGGCUCAUGCUAGUCAGGAAGCGGCCAAGGCAGAAGCUGCUGCGGCUGAAGAAGCGGCUGCAGCUGCCGCGGCCGAAGCCGUUGCAGAUGCGGCAGAUGAAGCGGAGGGCAUUCCGCGGUUCAUCCCCACGAUAGCGGACAUUGUGAAGCGCGACCGGGACAAGAACAAGGAGAACAAGGACGCGAAUGAGUUCCCGUCGCACCACAUCGGUGGGCUUGAAGAGCGAAAGCGGAAGCGAAGUGGUCGGAGUAAAAAGAAGCACGACUUCUUCAACCAGGAGUGCACGAACGACAGCGAAUCGCAGGACGUGCAGGACGAGGACAACUCCCGAACCAGUUUCAGCAACUGCGAGGAGACUCGGACGGAUUCGCAGUCCGAAGCGGAACACGCACCGGCUCCGGUGACCCCAGUCGCCCCACCGGUAAUCGAGGAACAUCCAAAACCCGUGAUUCCACCACCGGUCCCCAUGGUCCAGGAACCUCCUGUUCCACCUCCGAUCAUGCUGGGAGCAGCGAAGAAGAAGCGCGAAGACGAUCACCUGAUGGACAUCGAAGAUUCGAUCCCGACGGCGAUUCUAGUACAAAAGGGCAACAACCACGACGAGACGAAGAUUGUCGAGGUGAACAAUCAAAUUGGCGGCGUAAACUUGAACAGCAGCCGAGGACCGCAGGAAGACAACGACGUCCAGCUGGUGCAGGAGGAAACCCCCACGAUCACCAUUCCGGACGACGACACCGAGAGUGGCGAUCAGCCGUUGCGCGAAACCGAACAGCCAGCGGGACUGACGACAAACGGUGGCGGUGGAGGCGUCGGCGACGCCGGCAGCAACUGUGAUAUUAAGCCAAAACUGGAGAACGGCGAAAUUGGCGCUGACGAGGAGAUGGAACUCGGCGAGAUCAAGUCCGAGGAGCGCAUCAAGAAGGAACUCAACUCGGACCAACCCAUGGACCGGUGGUUCUCGAUCGUGGACAAGGAACUUCCGCUCGCUAGUACCGAGUGUCCGCUGCCGUCGAUUAAGGGCACCACACCGUCGUCCGUCGCCCGCCAAGUGUAUACGAACAUUACCUGUCGGGAGAUUUGCCAGAUCCAGGGCAACCGAUGGGACAUCGGCAACAACAUUCAGUUCUUCAGCGUGCCGCUGGAAAAGAUGGUUGAGAUUCACUUUAAAAAUGAAUCGAUCCUGUCGCUUUCCGGCCUCGACGAGGACGAAAUGGCCGAUGUGAUUGCCAAGAAGAUCAAGCUGGAACCAGCGGCGGAGUCGGACACGAAGCCAACGUUGAUCCCGAAGCGGGAAUCGAUCGACGAAAGCCAGCUGGACGUUAAACCCGAUGUCAAGCAGGAGGGCGAACCCGAAGAGUACGGAACGUUCUCCCUGCCCGCGUACAUGACGCUAACGCUCAGCAACCUGACCGCGUACGUCCAGUGCGACCAGUUCCAACCGCUGCAGAUGACCCCCGAAGAGGAACGCCAGCUUGAAGAGGUGAAAGCGCGUGGAACCCUAGCGAAACCCGAAGUCAAACACGUCCCCAAGGACCUCCGCCACGGCUGGUGGAAAAUCAACGACAUCGAAGAGCUGAACGAACUGAUCAAGUCCCUAAACCCUCGAGGAGUCCGCGAGCGAUCUCUCCGCCAAAGUCUGCUCGAGUCCCUCCAGGAAAGCGUCAACCUGUCAACCCCCUUCCCGGUGGCCCACCCCCGCGCCCCCAUCACCAACUGGACCGAGUCGGAGGCGUGGAACGCGUGGAACCCGGCCAUCGCCCGGCGCGUUGAGAUCGCCCUGCUCGAUCAGAUCGAAGCCAUGGAGGACAAGGUCGCUUCGGCGUCCAUGCAGAUGAAGGGCUGGCAGGUGCCGCAGCGGGACGGCGACAGCGACAACGGCAUCGUCGAGGACGUCAGCAUCGAAAUGCUGCGCGAGCGCAUCGCCGGCCUCGAAUCCGCCAUCGAACGGCGCUACCUCAAGCCACCGCUCGGCAUCAACACGACCGAAGCCCAGAUGGCAGUGAUUGCCCAGCAGGAAGCGCACCACCACGCGACGAUGAACUCGUCCAACUGCUCAAACAGCUCCGAGGAUGAAAACAUUCCGAAAGGUCUCAUGUCCUGGCGCGACGCCGUAGAACGAUCGGUCACUACCGCCCAGCUGUCGAUGGCACUGUACGUGCUCGAGUCGUGCGUCGCCUGGGACAAGAGCAUCAUGAAGGCGAACUGCCAGUUCUGCCAGUCGGGCGAGCAGGAGGACAAGCUGCUGCUGUGCGACGGGUGUGACCGCGGCUACCACACGUACUGCUUCAAGCCACGGAUGGACAAGAUUCCGGACGGGGAUUGGUAUUGCUUCGAGUGUAAAAAUAAGGCCACCGGCGACCGGAAGUGCAUCGUGUGCGGAGGGUUGCGGCCACCGCCGCUCGGAAAGAUGGUCUACUGUGAGUUGUGCCCUCGGGCCUACCAUCAGGACUGCUAUAUUCCGCCGAUGUUGAAGUAUCCUCGCGGCAAGUGGUACUGCACCAACUGCAUCGGGAAGGCUCCCCCGAAGAAGAAGCCCCAGCGGAAGCCCAAGGAGAAGUCGUCCAAUCACAACACGUCGCUCAACCAGUCCAGCCUGAGCAAUCAGUCGGCCAACCAGUCGCUCAACUCGUCCCAUGAGGAAAUCCCCCAGCAGACGUCAGCCACGGCGCCCUGUCCGAUGACGUCCCCCACGUCGGCCACCACACCGUGCGGCGGAGUUGCCGGCCUGCAGACGACGACGGGCACCGCCGCCACCCUCGGAACGACGCCGUUAAGUCCAGCACAUUCAGUAGCAUCCACGACGACGACGACGACGACCCAUGAAGAGCCGUUGUCGACAGCGGCGACGACGGCAGCGACCGCGACGAACUCAGCAGAUUUCAGCCAGAUGACGAUGCCAACGCCAACACCGCCAGCAAUUGCAUUUCCGCAGUACGCGAACCUCGAGGGAACGCCCGUGUCGAGCGUACUCAACAGCUUCCAACUGCCGCCGCCACCCUCGACGGCCACCACCUUCGACGCCCAGCAGCAGCACUACCAGCAGUACUAUCAAUCUCAGCAGCAGCAGCAGCAACAGUAUUACCCGGAUUACGUUCCAGAAUCUCAACCACCCUCCUCGCAAUCUCAACCCGACAGCGGCGCGGCCGCCGCCGUCAACACCAGCAUGGACAACACAGCGGGCAGCUUGAAUGCCUCCUCGCUCGGUAGCAACGACGAUUCGACGACGGCAGAUCACCAACCUCAAGAGCAACACGGUGCCGCCGUGCCCUCAACGCCCACCUCGGGUGGUUAUUCACCAUCCGGAUCGACCUCGUACGACGAGCAGCACAACUCCGAGAAGCCACAGCAACCACAACACCAGGAAUCGUCGUCCUCGGAAGAGCAACAGCCGGUGCCGGCUCCGGCGUUGACGUCCUCGUCGUCGUCGUCCUCGCACAAAAAGGACAAAAAGGAUCGCGAUGAGGCGCGCGAGCAGGCCAAGAAGGAGAAGAAGGCCACCAAGAAGCUGAUGAAGGAGCUGGCGCCGUGCAAGGCGGUGCUGGAGGAGAUGGAGGUCCACGAAGAUUCCUGGCCGUUUCUCCUGCCCGUAAACACCAAGCAGUUCCCGACGUACCGCAAGGUCAUCAAGAACCCGAUGGAUUUGUCGACCAUCAAAAAGCGGCUGCAGGACAUGGUCUACAAAUCCCGCGACGACUUUAUCGGCGACGUGCGCCAAAUCUUCGACAACUGCGAGAUGUUCAACGAGGACGACUCGCCGGUGGGCACGGCCGGCCACGGCAUGCGCAAGUACUUUGAGCAGCGCUGGGCCGAACUGACGGAGAAGCACUCGGGUUCGUCAUGAUGCCACGCCCCACCUGCUGUGGCUGUGGCUCCCCCGUCGUCGGAACCGGAGCCUCCAGUUGAGGCUGAGGCUGAGCAAGGUGAGUUGGGUGCACAGGAGAGGCAGCGAGAGUCCUCGUCGUCGGAAGUGGUUGAGGGGAGUGUGGAGGCGACGUUGGCGGUAGCGGAUGAUUUAGGUUAGGUGAAUCUCGCCAAGCGAGAAAUUUGGGGGGAAAGUACCGUUGCAGUAUUUUUUCUUUCAAACCUUUUUAAAGCUUAGGUUUUUGUGUUGUCAAGCUGCACAGAUUUGAUUGACUUUUAGACGAAACGAAACGAAAACAACGGUUCAGUAUUGUUUGGCAAAAUACGGAAGAAGGCUCUAGCGUUUAAGACAAAGUUUGGAAACGAAACAAUUUUGGAACGAUGGAGGAGAGAAAAAAAUAUCAAAAUCAUUAAACUCAAAAACAAAACACAUAACUUAAAUGUAUUCAAAAAAACAAGAAAAUAGACUGUUUUACACAAGUAAUGGACAAACGAUAACUUAUUAAACUACAAAACAAGCUCCCCCUUUAACCUUUUAGCAUUAGAGUGCGCAGUUGUAUUACGAGAUAAAGUAUAAAAACCUUUCUAAAUUACACACUCACACAUCAAAUUUGGACGAAAACCUGGGUCGUCGUCACUCUUAAAUAAGGCAACAACAAACAAUUAAAUCAAUAUAUUUUCGUCCCCCACAAUAAUUCGGAGGAAACAUUGAUUGGACAACUCUAACCAAGAAGCUGUGUAAAUUAACGAAAUCUCCCCCUCCGUGUAAUCUUGCAAAGAGAUUGAUGUAAAUAGUAGCGUUUACGAUUGGUCCUCACCGCGUUUUUUUUCUUUCUUACCGUUUAAGUGCAAACACUGAGAAAAAUUGAAACGUUUUAAACAAAGGAAGGUGAUUUCAACGCAGUCUGAUUUUUCUAGGUUCAACUUUAUCGUUUCUCACACUUUCAGAGAAGGCUCUCUUUUGUCUGCUUUUUUAUAUGAAAAAAUAUAUAUAUUCUUAUUCCUAGUUGGUAAGGUAGGGAGACUACAAACACACACAAUAAACGUUUACACUUUAAAAUGGAAUCCCACACAACCACACACAAAGCGAGCGCGAAUGCGAGAAUGCGUUAUUUAUGAAGCUGAAAACAUAACAAGAAAAAUCACAUAACGUUAGGAAUUUAAAUGUUUUGUAGAGAGAUCUGGCAGAAAAAAAUAAGAUCGACUUAAGGCAUUAAAACUAAUUAUACUUGUACAUUGGAUUCGCUUCUCUAAAAUCCCCCUCUAAAAUAUAUCUAUAAUACGAAACUCAAAAGUAAACCCACUUUCACAACACUGACAGAAACGAUGAUUAUAUUUAUGAGACCCUCCCCCCCCCCCCCCCCCCCUCAAUAAACAAUAUUAAAAACAAAAUCAUAAUAAGCGCAGUAGUGAUUCAAUGUGAGAAAUACUGUCGAUGUACUGAGGAAAAAUAAAGUAAACAUUAAAAAAACGCAACCAAUUAGAUGCCGCCGAAACUUGCUAAACCACGUUGGUAGCGCGUAGAUUUUAAAACUCAAAACAGUUUGGUAAGUUCGUCCCACACAACAAUCACACAAACAGCAACACUUUUUGCGUUAAGGAUUUCUGUGCGCUAAAAAAAGCAAGAAAAUGGCAUUGACUUAUAGUGAAUUAAGACCGCCCCCUCCCUUUUCGUCUUUUUUUAAAUAUUGUAAUAAGCAUUGUAGUAUUCUUAAUUCUUAAUUUUUCCUUUCGUUUGAUUUGCGUCCAAACAUUGUGCUGAGAAGAGGUGAAGUUAUAAUAAAACUAAACACACAAUAGAAGAAAGAGUGUGUACCGGCAAGAAAAAAAAAAACACAGCAACAGCAAACAGUAACAACAACAAGUAUGUUAUUAUAAAUGUACAUAUUUUGAAGAUUUUGCUAGUAAGGUAACUAUAAAUAGAAUAAAAUUAUUGAUGAAUAUAAAAAAAA
Molecule: messenger RNA, 11897 nt
Organism: Culex quinquefasciatus (southern house mosquito)
Lineage: Eukaryota; Metazoa; Arthropoda; Insecta; Diptera; Culicidae
Gene: tou
Exons: 27
Coding region: 1043-9925 (2960 amino acids)
Molecular function (GO): protein binding; DNA binding
Source: RefSeq, a predicted model, not a curated record